AUGGCCGCCGACGCAUCAGGACAUUCCACAGGCUCACUAUCCAACCAGAAGCGUAUCCUACGGGAGGCACACAAGCUUGCUCGGAAGCGCGCGACACAACUGGAUAUUUUCGCUAAAAGUGAAAACCUGCCACUUUCUGAGCUGGUUGUCGACGUGGAAAAUGGACAGGACCCAACGAGAUUUAUUGUUAUUUUGAAUGCAGGGAGCACAGGGGACGUGGGAGGAGUGUCGGUGGAUGACCUUGAAAGGGCCUUUGGUGCUUUUGAAGGAUUCCUGGGUGUCGAAAUGAUGCUAGGAAAACCAUAUUCCUAUGCGGUCUACAACACACCCACAGCAGCUUUCCAGGCUUACACCGUUUUGAACAAUAGUCCGAUCCCAAUUCCCCACUCCAACUCCAAGCCACUCCUGCUGACCUUUACGACCCGUGUCUCCCUGGAUAUUGCUCUUUCCGAUCCAAAGGAUGUUAUGGAGGCAGUCCCUGGGCUGUUCCUCUUGCAUGACUUUGUAGAUUGCGAGGAAGAGCAGAAUCUGUUGGCAUGUGUCAAGGACAAUGCCAAUAGUUGGGUCAGCCUCAACAAGCGUCGAGUUCAGCAUUAUGGUUAUCGAUUUGAUUACCCGCUCAACACGGUGGAUUUUGACACAUCCAUCAUUGACCCUAUACCACCAUGGGGUCAAGAAAUUUUAAGUAGGUAUUGCCGCACAUUUCCUUUGCAUUCGACGCCCGAUCAGUUGACCGUCAAUGAGUAUUGGCCGAGCGCCGGAAUUGCGCCUCACGCCGAUCGACAUUCGAUCUUUGGGGACGUGGUGAUUGCUCUAAGUCUGGGAAGCGGAGUUGUCAUGGAAUUUCGGCGACCAGAAGAGACACCGUCCACCACUGUGAGCAAUCCGUGUAAACCAUUCUCAUAUCAUUGCAUAAAUAUCCAUCUUCCACCUCGGUCACUGCUGGUCAUGUCGGGAAAUGCCAGAUAUCAAUGGGAGCAUUCUAUUCGCCCACGGCGGACAGAUAUCGUGCAUGGACGGGCUAUUGAGCGGGGAACACGGGUUAGUCUCACUUUUCGCAAUGUCAAGCGCGUGAAAGGAUGUGAAUGUGGGUGGACUCAUGCGUGUGAUGUUGGGAGGGAUGACACGGGACGACUAGAUAUUGGGUAAAUGUAAAAAUGUUAUAAUCAUACCAGAUACCCGAGAAAACAAACAUAUGCUUGACAUGCGCUUAGAAACAGGAUUUGGGUUUGCUGACCAAAUGGAUGUACUCACCAGCGAUCACAAAGGCGAAAAAAGCCCCGCCCAGGAAUUUACCGAAAACGAGUUACGUAGGAGAAAACCACAAGGACAGUCCGUCUGUCUCUCCGUAAAACACCCGAGAUCGGUGUUUACACUUUUUUGUCUUUUGUCAAAGUCCCCUGUCGAUUUGCUCGAGCACACACACACACAAGAGUAUCCGCUUGCCUUAGCUUUUGACAAAAAAUGCCUCUAGAACACAAAUGGUGGGGCAAUCUUUCACACAUUAACGGUUUUCGUGAAUACGGUCUGUCACCCUUUUACACCAACCCCAUGAAAGGUUUCCUCAACCCGGGAUUGUUUAAAUUUUGGAAACGCAUCAGCCGGCAAGCGUUGUUUUUUGGACCUCCAGCCAUGGUGGCGUGGGGAGUCAUGACAUGGGCGGAUAACAAGUUUGAGCAUUACAAUCGGAAGAAAUACUUGGAGAGCUUUCAGGCGACAUUUUGAAAAAAAGCGUAAACAAAAGAAAGGGCGGAAGACAAGUCUUGUACAUAGUGUGGAGGUGAUUGAAAAUGGCACUAGGACCCAUUAUUAUCCGGCUCAAUCCGGUUAAUCAUAUCGCAUAAUCAGAACCCCC
Messenger RNA from Spizellomyces punctatus DAOM BR117, 1855 nucleotides. RefSeq lists its product as uncharacterized. Lineage: Eukaryota; Fungi; Chytridiomycota; Chytridiomycetes; Spizellomycetales; Spizellomycetaceae. Gene Ontology annotation, molecular function: nucleic acid binding; oxidoreductase activity; demethylase activity. The transcript has 5 exons. Gene Ontology annotation, biological process: oxidative demethylation. The record is from RefSeq and is a predicted model, not a curated record. Bases 1 to 1149 code for a protein of 382 amino acids.